ACAGGCGAAAGAAAUCUCAGCGAAUUAUUCUUUUAAUAUUAAUGAUUAACUUUCGUAUAAUUUUAAAAACUGCCGGUUUACCAAUUUACCUGCACAUCGCUAAAAAUUCACUAGUAGGAACUUCUUAUCGGCGUACGUUUACAUAAUUGAAUUACGGGGACUAUCAAUCAAUCUAAUAGAGUCUUUAUUGGAUGCCUUGGAUUUCGCAAAAGCGUCCCACUUUAAUCCCAUUUACAAGUAAAGUGGUCCCACGGGCCUCCACGUUUUUCAAGCACAAGUUUACUAUGCUUCAUAAACUCGAAAACAUUUGCAUUGGAAACGCGUCCAGCAACAAUGCGUAUUCUCUUCCUAUUCGGCCUGUCUUUCGUAGUAAUCAUGAGUAUUUUAUGCAGCGAAGAUUCGGAGGAGCAAAGUUUGCUGCAGAACUUCGAGGAUAAUCUGUUUUUGUGGAGAUCGAAAAGGGAACUUGACCGUUUCAACAGCACCGAGUCGAAUAGUACUUUGAGGCAUAGGAAACUCCUGGAGAGUUUCAAGAUAAGAUGGCCGGUGUCGAGAUGGCGGGAAUUCAAAUAUUUCACGGACGAUUACUUGGACCUGAUAAAUGAACAUUGGCUGCAAUUUUCGCCGCCGUAUGAAAGUGUUCAGAAGUUUCUGGGAGCCAUCUAUGUGCUGUUCUCGACGGUCGGCUGUUGGGGGAAUAUUAUGGUCCUUUUGAUGUAUUUCAAAUGCAGAUCUCUUCGUACCCCAGGCAACAUUUUGGUGGCAAAUCUCGCUCUCAGCGACUUCAUAAUGCUGGCAAAGACACCGAUUUUUAUUUUUAAUUCCUUUAACCUCGGCCCAGCGCUGGGCAAAACAGGAUGCGUGAUCUACGGUUUCGUGGGGGGCUUAAGCGGCACCACAUCCAUCGCCACUCUGACCGCCAUCGCGCUUGACCGCUACUGGGCCGUGGUCCACCCUCUGGAGCCCCUCCGAGCCCUAACAGCCAUCCGAGCUCGCCUAUUCGCAGUCGGCGCCUGGAUCUACGCAGGAAUAUUCUCCAUUAUUCCCGCUCUCGACAUUGGCUAUGGACAUUACGUGCCAGAAGGCUACCUAACCAGUUGCAGCUUCGACUAUCUCACAGAUGAACUGCCGCCUCGAUACUUCAUAUUCGUCUUCUUCUGCGCCGCCUGGCUCGGCCCCCUCUGUAUCAUCUGCUUCUGCUAUACGAGAAUACUUCGCAUCGUCGUUGGCAGCAGAAAUAUGAAUAGCAAAAACCAAGAAGAGAGAAUGUCCUCUCGUCAUGUUAAGGAGCACACGAAACGCAAAGCCGAAAUUAAACUAGCCGGCCUUGUUAUUGCUGUGAUCGCUCUCUUCUUUAUCUCUUGGACCCCAUACGCUAUAGUAACUCUUUUAGGCAUAUUUGGCCUCAAAGACGCCAUUACUCCAGCUAUUUCCAUGAUUCCAGCUUUAUUCUGCAAAACGGCUGCGUGCAUCGAUCCAUUUAUUUACAUCAUCACACAUCCCAAGUUCCGAAAGGAAUUGCAAAAGAUGCUCUUCAAAGACAAAUCAAGAAGAAUGACUGGAACGUUUAAAAGCGUCGGAUAUUCUGUGGAUGCUAGUAAAGUGUAUAGAGUUAGUAAAGACCUCAGCGACACGGAUGUAGAGGUUAUCGAAAUGAGAGACAUUCCAUAUCAUAACGAGGCGAAGGGUAACGCUGUGCAAACAGUCUCGUCUAAGAUAUCGCAAAGACAGAAUUCGCAAAGAUCAUUGGGGAGUGUGAGCAUGAAAAGUUAUGAAGAGGAUGUGGUUAGUCCCCCAUCUUGGUACACAAAACCUCAAUUUACAAAGUCGAGAAGUUUCAGCCGAAAGUCGACAAAAAGCUCGUGUUAAUUACAAGUAUUGAUGUUUUAAUAUUUCUAGUGAUAUAAUAGUUGAGAAAAUUUCUUGAGAUUAUAACUUUUCUAAGUGACUAAUCACGGAAUUCAUGAGAUUAUAGAAUUUAAUAGAUAAAUACCAUUAAUUAUGAAAAGUGAAAACAUAGUUGUAGAAAGAUAGGUAUAUUUUUCUAUGUAUGGAAACAUACGAAGCACGAUCUCACUCCUCAUUUAUUUCCGGCUUUGUAUAAUUAGAUACAAUUUAAUUUAAUUCUAAUUAAUUUUACAAAAAAAAAAAAAAUUCCGUUUGUUUUUGUUUAGAAUAUAAACUUUUCUUUAUAAACUCUAAGUAAAUCUUAAAUUUUUAUAUCUUUGUUUUUUAUUUAAAUUUUGUUUUAACAAGAGUGUUUUCAAAUUUACCCCACUUACAUGAAGGUGGCUAUUUGUAAUGUAACAUAUUUAUUACAAAAUAUUAUUUGAAGAUUUAUCCUUAUAGCCAAAGAACCCAUUUCAAAAUAAGUUACGUUUAUAAAAACUGUACUCAUAAUUGUUUAAUCCUUACCUAUGUGUGUGAUCUCUCUUCACACCCGUUAAAACAAAAAAUGUAUCAAAUAUCUAGAUAUUUCAUUCAUACAUACCUACAGAAUCUUAUAUUAUCUAUAAAUAAAUUUUUGAUAAAAUAAAGCUUUAUUAUAUGGAAACCUAUGUAUUUUAUUUAGCAGUGCUUGAUUAUUGAUGCUACAAGUUUUAUUUAUACUUCUACUUCAUAUAAAAUAUGCACGAAUGUAAAAAAACUGAUCUACUUAUAUAUACCUAAAAAAAAAUAUCUGUAGUUCCGAGUUCGAUAUAUUCAAAUACUUAUGUAUCAGGUAAGAUGGUUUGGGGUAAUUUCGGUUGAUAAAAAGCCACAAUAAUGCCAAAUUAAUGCGUAGCUGAUGAUUGUUGAAGUUAUACUUCUUUUGGCGCGAUGAAGAAAAAUGAUAAGAGUGAAUUUUUACGAUGCGCGCAUACCGACACCUAAAUUUAACAGCAUGAAGUUAGU
Colias croceus (clouded yellow) is the source of this 2895-nucleotide messenger RNA. RefSeq names its product opsin, ultraviolet-sensitive-like. Gene Ontology annotation, cellular component: membrane. Bases 334 to 1869 code for a protein of 511 amino acids. Gene Ontology annotation, biological process: G protein-coupled receptor signaling pathway; visual perception. Gene Ontology annotation, molecular function: G protein-coupled receptor activity. The record is from RefSeq and is a predicted model, not a curated record. The transcript is spliced from 3 exons. NCBI's taxonomy places the organism in Eukaryota, Metazoa, Arthropoda, Insecta, Lepidoptera, Pieridae.